AGCUGACCCAGCUGGGCAGGAAGGAAGGAGGAGGAAAGAAGAUGGAAGGAAACAGGGACGAGGCUGACAAAUGUGUCAACAUCGCCGCCAAAGCCAUAGAUGCUGGGGACAAGGAGAAGGCGCUCAAGUUCCUCCGUAAAGCAGAGAAGCUCUUCCCGACACACCGCGCUAAAGCCUUGUUGGCAGCUUUAACCAAGAACGGGAGCUCGGCGGCGAACGGAGCGCAUCGCAGACGGGCCGCAGACAAUGCGGCGAACGGAGGCGCACAAGCGGGUAAAGACCGCACGCACGAGUCUGGCGGAGGCGAGUCAUCGAAGGGGUUCACGCAAGAUCAGGUGGAAGGCGUUCAAAGAAUAAAGCGCUGCAAAGACUACUAUGAAGUGCUCGGUGUCAGCAAAGAGGCCAGUGAUGAGGAGCUCAAGAAGGCCUACAGAAAACUGGCCCUCAAGUUCCACCCAGACAAGAACCAAGCUCCUGGAGCGACGGAGGCCUUUAAAAAGAUCGGUAACGCAUACGCCGUGCUGAGCAACCCGGCCAAACGACGGCAGUAUGACGUCACUGGAGGGGAGGAGCCAAGCGGGGCAGGCCACUCUCCCGGCAACGGUUUUGACUUCCACAGAGGCUUCGAGGCUGACAUCACACCUGAGGACCUCUUCAACAUGUUCUUUGGAGGAGGAUUCCCUUCAUCGAGCGCGCACACCUUCACCAACGGCAGGACGAGCUACAGCCAUCACGCGGACCAGCGACAAGAGAGGACAGAAGAAAGAGGAGAUGGUGGUUUCUCAAUGUUCAUUCAGCUGAUGCCCAUCGUAGUCCUGAUCUUGGUGUCAAUACUCAGCCAGAUGAUGGUUUCUCCUCUUCCCUACAGCCUGUACUCUCGACCCUCCACGGGUCAGACCAUUAAGCGGCAGACGGAAAACCUGCACGUGUAUUACUAUGUCAACAAAGAUUUCAAGUCUGAAUAUAAAGGAUCUGCGUUGCAGCAGAUCGAGAAAAACCUGGAGGAAGACUACGUGUCCAAUGUCAGGAGUAACUGUUGGAAGGAGAGACAGACAAAAACAGACCUGUUGUAUGCCGCCAAGGUGUACAGAGACGAGCGCAUGCGCAAGAAGGCCGAGCUCAUGACAAUGGACAACUGCAAGGAGCUAGACAGACUAAAUAGCCUCUUUAGAGGCGGAUGAGUUAGUCUCCAAGACACUGUUAGAUCUUUUAAAUAUAUAUGAAUAGAUGUGUACGUUCAUGUUUUUUAAGAAAUGACCUUUACACUAGGUGCAAUCACAAAAUAAAAACCCUAUUGAAAUAAUGUAGCUCUAAUGUUGGAAGUUUAAAAAUUCCCUCUUCAUGUUCGCCUCACAUUUAAAGAAGAAAUGAACAUUCCGGAGAAAAACUAUUUUUUUUUCCAUUCUCCUGGUGCAGAAAGGAUGCUUGAUUAUAAGCUGUGUGCUUGUAGUAGUGAACACAUCCACUUCCUUGUUGUUUAAAACCACCAAUCAGCUUACAGCAUGACCCGCUUGAAGACAUCAUCAGUUUGGACGGAGUGUGGUUUAGCCACACCUGUGGAAUGGAUGAAGAACACUGGAUCAGAACAGAGGAGAAAUCCUCUCAUUGCUACAAAUGAACUUAUUGAUGCAGAUGUACAUUUUCAUGUUUGAAUGUUGGAAGUUUAUGCAGUUAUUUAAAUAAUUAUAGAAGAUACUGAUUUUCUUCAAUGCUCGCUUAUCAUUGAAAUAAAGUAAU
This is a messenger RNA of Entelurus aequoreus (snake pipefish), 1737 nucleotides long. It is a transcript of the gene dnajb14, whose product is annotated as DnaJ heat shock protein family (Hsp40) member B14. Bases 42 to 1181 code for a protein of 379 amino acids. Gene Ontology annotation, biological process: cellular response to misfolded protein. The transcript has 8 exons. The record is from RefSeq and is a predicted model, not a curated record. Gene Ontology annotation, cellular component: endoplasmic reticulum membrane. Gene Ontology annotation, molecular function: Hsp70 protein binding. NCBI's taxonomy places the organism in Eukaryota, Metazoa, Chordata, Actinopteri, Syngnathiformes, Syngnathidae.